AUGCAUACGCUUCAUGCAGAUUCCUCGACUGGUCCAUUGGCACAUGAAAGAAAAGGAGAUUGCAAGUAUGCAACGACCGUGUGGGUAUCAGCGUGUGCAAUGCUCGCAAGCUCGCAUGAGGUGGCCGCAAGCCUGCGACGCCGGAUGCUUAGCCCCAAGGAGAGACGGUGACAUACAAGCUGAAUCCCUUCAUCCUGCGGCACACCGAUUUUGGGGGUGAAUUGAGCGGUAGCUCCGUCGGUUGAGGAGGAAGAGAUGGACGGCGCCGGCGGCCGCUCGUACGAGGACUUCAAGCCGCCGCACAAGAUGGUCCGCGAGCCGCCCACGCACACCCUCACCAUCGAUCUCUCCGCCAAAGGGUACAAGAAGGAGCACAUCAAGGUGCAGCUGGUCCGCAGCCGGCGGCGGCUGGUCGUGAGCGGCGAGUGCCCCGUCGCCGGCGAGACCAACCGGUGGAGCCGCUUCCGGCUGCAGUUCCCGGUGCCCGACGGCUGCGACCUCAAGGCCAUCCAGGCGAGGCUCCACGACGGCGUCAUCCGCGUCACCCUGCCCGGCGUCAAGCCGCAGCAGCAGCCGCCGCCCGCCAAGACGGCCGCCGCCGCCGCGGUAGUAGGAGGGGAUCAGCGGGGCGGCGGCGAACGAUGCCAAUUCCUCCGGGAGCGGGGAAAGCUCGCGACCACCCUGCUCGGCGUGGUGCUCGUCUUGUUUAGCUUCGUCAUCUACAUCAGGUACAGCGUGAAGCCAUGAACCGGGGGGACACACGGUAUUUAUUUCUGAGAUGACGAGCACUGAUCGAUCGCGAUGAUGCGAUGGGUUUCGCUGUAAGAAUUAAUGAAAUCCAUCUGAAUGGAAAAAUGAAAAUGGAAAUGUAAACAAAGCCUUGGCUUUUUCUGUUCAUAUAUAUGAUCAUCCAUGUCGCAUGAAAGAGAUGUCCCCAUGCAAAUCCUUGUGCAGUACUAUCAUCUGACUUUAAGUGGCUAACAUGUGGGCCUUAUACCC
Molecule: messenger RNA, 999 nt
Organism: Oryza sativa Japonica Group (Japanese rice)
Lineage: Eukaryota; Viridiplantae; Streptophyta; Magnoliopsida; Poales; Poaceae
Product: inactive protein RESTRICTED TEV MOVEMENT 2
Source: RefSeq, a predicted model, not a curated record